AUGGACCAUCUUCACAUUCCUUCCCUAGACUCACCCGCGCGAAGCCUCAUGGCAAUGCCGAAACAAGUUAGUACAGGCACUGAAACUCCUUCAAGGUCAACUUCCAGCACUCAAGACUCGUCCUCGUGUUCUCUCCCGUGCGGGGCAUUGGCAUUGGCCUUGGCAUUGCAACCAAGACGGAACUACACACGAGAAAUUGAAACGAGGACAUUGCACUUGCCUCCAAUCGACUCAUCGACAAGCAAGAAACUCGCACUUCCACCACUCAACUUUGAGGAUGACCUUCAAGAAGACGAGGGUGAAGAAACGAUUCCCACAUUCUCACUCAAGAGGAAACGAAGUGGUGUUGAAGCUCAAGAAGAUACCAUCAUUGCACCAUCAAGGUCCUGCAAGAAGCUGAUCUUUCGGCCUGAGGUAUCACCAUUUGACGAAUGA
This is a messenger RNA of Cylindrotheca closterium, 435 nucleotides long. The record is from the annotation of a GenBank genome assembly. NCBI's taxonomy places the organism in Eukaryota, Bacillariophyta, Bacillariophyceae, Bacillariales, Bacillariaceae.